AUGGGCAACCAUCAUGAACCAUUGAGCUACCUGGGCCCCGUUGAUUGGUCGGAUGUCUCACUAGAUGGCCUGAAACCAUUCUUAGACGACGUAUUUUCUGCCGCUCAGACAGUCGUCGAGUCCAUACCGUCGCCCUCGAAUCUCAACGAGAUCUCUAGGGUGUCUGAGACUCCCGCACUGCCCCGCUCCCAGUCCGAGUCCAGUGAGACCAGCGCUACUGUGGCGACUUCCUCCAACGCUCGCCGCCAGAGUCCCGCGGCAGUCGAGCAGUCUCGGAAGCUGCGGGAGGAAUGGAAGGAAGUCAAGGUCAACUCGCGGGAGAACCCGCUUGACAUCAAGGUGUACAAGCUGGCGGCCAAGGACGGCAAGGGGACGUGGUUUGCGAGGCGCAGCGUCCACGACGGCCUGUCGUACGAUCAAUGGGAGAAGGGGCUGGCCGAAGAGCUCAUUGAGACGCUGAAGAUCCAGGGACAGCCGGGAGGAGGGAGCAUCCGAGGAAUCGGGGCCGAUCGGCUGGUAGAGCAGGUUGACGCUCCUGGAACUGGUCAGGCAAAGGUGUUUCACCUUUCUGCACAAUUCCCAGGCCCGACGUCCCCAAGAGACUUUGUGACGUUGUUGUUGACCUCGGACACACCCAAAUUCGUUCCUCAGGACCCUCGAGUCGUCAGGCAGUUCAUGAUUGUCUCCAAGCCUUGUAUUCACCCCGAAUGUGAACCUCAGCAGGGUACGAUUCGUGGACAGUAUGAGUCCAUCGAGCUUAUUCGGGAAGUAUUACCAGAAAAGCCGGCGUCUGAGCGAUCAUCGUCGUCAACGGACAUCUCGGGCAAAAGCAAGAGCAGUGACAAUCUGAGUACUACCCCUCUGGAUUCGCCCCCGAGUACCAGCAAGGCCCAGGAGCCCCCCACUACUAUCGAGUGGCUUAUGAUAACCCGAAGUGAUCCGGGUGGCUCGGUCCCUCGCUUCAUGAUCGAGAAAGGCACUCCUCCAGGAAUUGUGAACGAUGCUGGUAAAUUUAUUAAAUGGGUUACUUCCAGAUCAGCCUCUCAAGAUGUCCGAGAGUCGACCGAAGGCGGGGAGGUGAGACCGGCAGAGGGUAGUGUCCAGGACAAGCCACGCACAGAAUCGAGAGACCCGCCACCAUACGUCGAGGAGCUUCCCUCUGGCAGCAACGAGACAUCUGUGCCGAGAUACAACGAAGAAGAUGUGACUUCCUCAAAUGGCGGCCUCUGGGGGAUGGUCACCGGUGCGUUUUGGGGUGCUAGUUCUGUCGUUUCUGCUGGCUUGCGUAUGCCUUUUGGUACAUCUAGCCUUGGGCAAGAUGAGGACGAGGAGAAUCAACCGGGCACCCCGUCAUUAGAUGUAGGAGAUGAAGAAGACUCGGGUAGUGAUUCUUCUUCGAUCCGAACCUUUACCUCUGCCCUAGAUAGGUCCUUGACGCAGGAGGAAGAUGCCUCGGCCGACGUUCAGCAAUCCAACUCUGACGAUAAAUCCAGCGGAAAGUCUUCGCAACUCAAGGAGCUUAAGAAGCUCGAGGAACGCCGCCGCAAAUUGGAUGAGAAGGCCGCAAGGAUGGCCGAGCGCUGGGAGAGCAAACGACAGGAGGACAAGGAGAAGGAUGCGGCGGCGCUGACCAGGGCGCAGGAGAAGCACGCCAAAGAGGUAGCGAAGCACGAGGCGAAAUACAACCGAGAACUGCGCAGGAUCAAGGAGAAGAAGGAGCAGGAGGAGCGCAAGGCUGAGCAGCGGAGGAAGAAGGCCGCCGAGCGCGAGGCGAAGGCGAACGCCGCCAUGGAGCUUGAGAAGGUGAAGGCCGAGAGGGACUACGCGCUCAAGCAGGUAGAGCUGCUGAAGGCCCAAGUCGGGGAACUUCAGUCCCAGAAUACCAUGCUUACAGCGAAAAUGGGAAAGUUGAAUGGUUUGGAUACAAGCGACUCGGCCUCGGUGUCAUCAAAGAAUACGCAAGGUGGCAAGUCGCCGACUCUGUAA
This is a messenger RNA of Clonostachys rhizophaga, 1986 nucleotides long. The record is from the annotation of a GenBank genome assembly. NCBI's taxonomy places the organism in Eukaryota, Fungi, Ascomycota, Sordariomycetes, Hypocreales, Bionectriaceae.